AACCAAAGGAUUAGCAGUGGUCCCCAUCUAUCUAAGCACCUGAACGAAAUGGCCAGUCACUUGCCAAAGGGUGGAGCCCUCGUCCUGGUGCUUAAUCUUCUCCUGCUGUCGCAAUGGGAGACGGAGUCCAAGCUGCUGACACGUUGCCAGUUGGCCAAGGAGCUGUUGCGUCACGACUUUCCCCGCAGUUAUCUGUCCAAUUGGGUUUGCCUAGUGGAGGCGGAGAGUGGACGCAGUACAUCAAAGUCCAUGCAACUGCCCAACCAGAGCGUCAGCUACGGUCUCUUCCAGAUCAACAGCAAAAACUGGUGUCGCAAAGGUCGCCGUGGAGGCAUAUGCAACAUCAAAUGCGAAGAGUUCCUGAACGACGAGAUCUCGGAUGACUCACGCUGCGCCAUGCAGAUCUUCAACCGCCACGGAUUCCAGGCCUGGCCCGGAUGGAUGAGCAAAUGUCGUGGGCGCACGCUGCCCGACGUUUCGCGCUGCUAGGACUGCUCUUCCACUCGAUCUUAGCCUUAACUAACUCUAUGCAUAGCUACUAAAUCAUCACAUAAAGCCUAAGUCACUAAAUAUUUAAAUAUUUUCAGUGCCUUCACUCUAUCAGCUGCAGUGGGAAUGCUAUCGCAAAGCCUGUGUUUUCCCCCUAUUCUAAUCACCCACCUUUGACUAGAUUAAAAGUGUCAUAUAGAGUAUAUAGUUUCUGGGAAGCCUAGUUAAUUAAACAGCAUUCAUAUGUAAUGGUAACACUUCUUGGAAAAGGGAUUUAUGGGCGUUGCUACCAAAGACAGCCCUAU
Molecule: messenger RNA, 794 nt
Organism: Drosophila biarmipes
Lineage: Eukaryota; Metazoa; Arthropoda; Insecta; Diptera; Drosophilidae
Product: lysozyme
Exons: 4
Coding region: 49-489 (146 amino acids)
Source: RefSeq, a predicted model, not a curated record